AUGAGAACAGAUUUGGGUGAUGUAUAUGAAUUAUCAGCAUGUUUUGAAGUAUCAAAGGCACAAGUAACUAAGUUGAAUAAUAAAACAAAAUUUAACUUGUAUUUUAAUCAAAUUAAACGUCCUGAAACUUCGUCAUCUCAAAUCAAGCUAUACCUGGCAAACACACCCACAUUAGGAAUAAUGCUCGUUACAGCAUAUGUGUUAGACGCAAAAAUGUCAAUCGAAAAUAAUAAGAUGUUGAUUUUCACGGAAGGACAUCAGGCCACAACACUAAAUACAUCACAGUUGAAUUAG
This is a messenger RNA of Funneliformis geosporum, 294 nucleotides long. The record is from the annotation of a GenBank genome assembly. NCBI's taxonomy places the organism in Eukaryota, Fungi, Glomeromycota, Glomeromycetes, Glomerales, Glomeraceae.